Messenger RNA from Fulmarus glacialis (Northern fulmar), 2875 nucleotides. Its product is annotated as probable phospholipid-transporting ATPase IIB. The record is from RefSeq and is a predicted model, not a curated record. Gene Ontology annotation, molecular function: ATPase-coupled intramembrane lipid carrier activity; ATP hydrolysis activity; magnesium ion binding. Lineage: Eukaryota; Metazoa; Chordata; Aves; Procellariiformes; Procellariidae. The annotation marks the transcript as partial. Gene Ontology annotation, cellular component: trans-Golgi network; plasma membrane; endosome. Gene Ontology annotation, biological process: phospholipid translocation; retrograde vesicle-mediated transport, Golgi to endoplasmic reticulum; endocytosis. The transcript is spliced from 20 exons.
GAACUGUAAUUGGUGUUGUCAUUUACACAGGCAAGGAAACUCGAAGUGUAAUGAACACAUCCAAUCCAAAAAAUAAGGUUGGCUUGCUGGACCUGGAGUUGAAUCAACUGACCAAAGCCCUAUUUUUGGCCUUAGUUGCACUAUCAGUUGUUAUGGUAACCUUGCAAGGAUUUGUAGGCCCAUGGUAUCGCAACCUUUUCCGGUUCCUCCUCCUCUUUUCCUAUAUCAUCCCAAUCAGUUUACGUGUGAACUUGGACAUGGGUAAGGCAGCCUAUGGGUGGAUGAUUAUGAAAGAUGACAAUAUUCCUGGAACAGUUGUUCGAACUAGCACCAUACCAGAAGAGUUGGGACGAUUAGUUUAUUUACUAACGGAUAAAACAGGAACACUUACACAGAAUGAGAUGAUAUUUAAGCGCCUCCACCUAGGUACUGUGUCCUAUGGAACAGACACAAUGGAUGAAAUUCAGAGUCAUAUUAUAAACUCUUAUUCACAGGUGCACUCUCAGAAUAGUGGAAACAGUACGAGUUCAACACCAUCUAGGAAACCUCAGUCGUCUGCACCCAAAGUCCGCAAGAGUGUCAGCAGUCGGAUACAUGAAGCAGUGAAGGCCAUUGCACUGUGCCACAACGUGACCCCAGUGUAUGAAUCCCGGGCUGGUGUGUCUGGAGAAACAGAAUAUGCGGAGGUGGAUCAGGACUUCAGCGAUGAAAAUCGAACUUACCAGGCUUCCAGCCCUGAUGAGGUAGCUCUGGUGCAGUGGACAGAGAGUGUCGGUCUCACUCUGGUUAACAGGGAUUUGACCUCAAUGCAGCUGAAGACCCCUGGUGGACACAUUCUGACGUACUAUAUUCUGCAGAUCUUUCCCUUCACUUCUGAGAGCAAGCGCAUGGGGAUCAUAGUUAGGGAUGAAUCUUCAGGAGAAAUUACAUUUUACAUGAAGGGUGCAGAUGUUGCAAUGUCCACUAUUGUACAGUACAACGAUUGGUUAGAAGAAGAGUGUGGUAAUAUGGCACGAGAAGGACUGCGUACGCUGGUUGUUGCCAAAAAAUCACUGACUGAGGAACAGUAUCAAGAUUUUGAGAGUCGAUAUAACCAAGCAAAGUUAAGCAUACAUGAUAGAAACCUGAAGGUUGCUGCUGUUGUAGAGAGUUUGGAGCGAGAAAUGGAAUUGCUGUGUCUCACUGGAGUAGAAGAUCAGCUGCAAGCAGAUGUUAGACCAACUCUAGAGAUGCUAAGAAAUGCUGGAAUAAAGAUAUGGAUGUUAACAGGAGAUAAACUGGAGACAGCAACAUGCAUUGCAAAAAGUUCUCACUUAGUGUCUAGGACUCAAGAUAUUCACAUUUUCAGACCUGUUACCACUCGAGGAGAGGCUCACUUAGAACUAAAUGCCUUUAGGAGGAAGCAUGACUGUGCCUUGGUGAUAUCUGGGGACUCGCUUGAGGUUUGUCUGAAAUAUUAUGAGCAUGAAUUUGUAGAGUUGGCUUGUCAGUGUCCUGCUGUAGUGUGCUGCCGAUGUUCUCCCACCCAAAAAGCUCAUAUUGUGAAACUGUUACAGCACCACACUGGAAAACGCACAUGUGCAAUAGGUGAUGGAGGAAAUGAUGUCAGCAUGAUCCAAGCAGCAGACUGUGGAAUUGGAAUUGAAGGCAAGGAGGGAAAACAAGCUUCCCUAGCAGCUGAUUUUUCUAUCACACAGUUUAAACACAUAGGUAGGCUGCUGAUGGUACAUGGUCGAAACAGUUACAAAAGAUCAGCAGCACUUGGUCAAUUUGUCAUGCACCGAGGCCUUAUUAUUUCAACUAUGCAGGCUGUAUUUUCAUCAGUCUUCUAUUUUGCAUCUGUUCCCUUGUACCAAGGAUUCCUAAUGGUAGGGUAUGCAACCAUAUACACUAUGUUUCCAGUCUUCUCUCUAGUAUUGGAUCAGGAUGUGAAGCCAGAAAUGGCAUUGCUAUAUCCAGAACUUUAUAAGGAUCUCACAAAGGGAAGAUCUUUGUCAUUUAAGACCUUCCUCAUCUGGGUUUUAAUCAGUAUUUACCAAGGUGGUAUUCUGAUGUACGGAGCCCUGCUGCUUUUUGAAUCUGAAUUUGUACAUGUCGUUGCCAUUUCCUUCACUGCCCUUAUCUUGACUGAGCUCUUGAUGGUUGCACUGACCAUACGAACAUGGCACUGGUUAAUGGUGGUGGCUGAAUUCCUCAGUCUUGGCUGCUAUGUGGCCUCUCUUGCAUUUCUAAAUGAAUACUUUGGUAUAGGCAGAGUGUCUUUUGGAGCUUUCUUAGAUGUUGCCUUUAUCACAACUGUGACCUUCCUGUGGAAAGUGUCAGCAAUCACUGUUGUAAGCUGUCUUCCACUUUACAUUCUCAAGUACUUGAAGCGCAAAUUUUCUCCUCCAAGUUACUCCAAGCUUACCUCGUAAAAGUUAUUACAUUCCUAUGGUUUUUCACUCACACCGGUCUGCAAAUUGCACAUUCACUGUGCUUUAGUGUCUACGGAUUUACGCUGGACUAAAGAAAUUUUAAAAAAAAAAAAAAAAAUCAAAAGCGAUAGAGUGAAUAGAGCACAAAAGAGGAGGAAACAUCUGACAGGUACAAUAACACAGAAGUGUACUAACAAGACUAUCAGAGAUAAACGAAAUUUUCUUCAUGUUGAUUUUUUUUUUUACUUUCAUUUGCUAUGAUUAUAAAAUAAAACUUAAUUACCUUUGAUUUGACAAUGCUUCUGAAUGGUUUCAUUGCUACUGUAAAGGAUUUUUUCCUACUGUACUAAUCUUCUGCAAGUUGAAUUGAAAGUUUCGUUAUUUAUUACAUAACUUCGCUUCUUUAAUUAUUACAUAACUUCCUAAUUCAAGUCCUUUCCUUUAAUGUUUAUAUAUGGAAA